GCUCUGCAUCUGUGGGCCCAGGCUUCCCAUCAGUAAAAUGUGGAUGGCAGCGGCCUUUUCCCCCUCACCAUUAGCUCCUUUGACUCCUGUCUGUCACUAACUAUUUCAGUGGCACAGUCUUUAGCUUUACUAGUUCUCUCAGCCUCUACACUGUCUGGGCUUCCUUUUUCAGUCCGGUUAACUCUGUUUCAUUAGUCUUCCCAGGCUGCUGUGAUGAAAUAUGGCACAGUUCUAGAAGCUGGAAGCCCAAGAUCAAGGUGCCAGCCAACUUGGUUCUUAGAACUUUCUUCCUGACUUGCAGACGACCGCCUUCUCCCUGUAUUCUCACAUGACAGAGAGAGAACAAGCUCUGAUGUCUCUCCCUGUUCUUAUAAGGGCACUAAUCUCAUCAUGAGAGUCCUACCCUCAUGACCUCACAAAGAGCCCCAUUUCCAAACAUCCUCACAUUAGGGGUUAGAGCUUCAACAUUUUGGUACAUACAGCAUCGCACAGCAGCUGUCUUCUGCUUUGCUGUCUCCUACCCAAGUAGACUGAAUGAUGGGGGGAGUAACAAGCUAGUAGGAAUUUCCAGUCUCUUCUUGUGUUCCUUCCUCUGGGUCCUUUCUGCACCUCUCUAAUUCUUUUACCUCGACAUCCUGUCAAAUUCCCUGCAGUAGCUAUUCCAAAUUUCAUUCCAUUCUCUCCUUUAUAGGAUCUGUCUUAUACUCAGAAGACUACUUUAAUUCUUAAUUUACUGAGAUGACACAGGCUGUGUAGCAAGGGCCCCCUCAAUGCUCUUCCCCUCUGUCUCAGGAGGAGGUGUUACUCCUUGCUAAGGCAAACUCCUCCUCAUCUCCUCUGAUUACUCUUCUUCUGCCCCCUAAAUGUUGUCCCCUGCCAAGUUCUAUUUUAGGGCUUCUCUGUAUAAGCUGCUGCCACCUGGGAAUUCCCUGGCGGUCCAGUGGUUAGGACUCUGUGCUUCCACUGCAGGGGGCAUGGGUUGGAUCCCUGGUUGGGGAACUAAGAUCCCACAAGCCACACGGCUCGGCCAAAAAAAAAAAAAAGCUGCUGCCACCUUUUUGAAGCCCACUCUAACCUCUCUCUAGGCUGUUUAGGGGACUUUGGUAAUUCUUUAUUGAAUGUUCAACCUAUGAGAUGCACACUGCCAGGCACUGGAGAUGCAGAGAUGAAGAACUCAUACCUACUCACUGCAGCUACACAGAACUGUAGAUGAUAUCAAUACAUUAAAGAGCAUUGUAUCUUCUUGCAGUUUCAGAAGUGCAUGAUCCAGACUUGGGGUGUGGAAGGGAAAGGGUAUAAACCUGUUGUUCAAGUAUACUUUGCUAAAGUGUACGUUCAUCCCUCGGUAUCCGUGGGAUACCUGCUCCCCACCAAAACCUGUGAAUGCCCAAGUCCCUUAUGUGAAAUGGUGUAGUAUUUGCAUAUGACCUACACAUGUCCUCCCAUAUAAUUUAAAUUAUUUCUAGAUUACUUAUAAUACCUAAUACAAUGUUUAAUGCUAUGUAAAUAGUUGUAAAUACAAUGUAAAUGCUAUAUAAAUAGUUGCUGGGCAUACAGCAAAUUUGCUUUUUUGGAACUUUAUGGAAUUUUUUUUUUUUUUUGAUCUUCAGUUGGUUGAAUACACGGAUUCAAAACCCUUGGAUACGGAGGACCGACUGUACUUUUAUUCUUCCAUAAAUGUACAGACUUCAUUCUUUUAAAAAACGUUACUGUAUUCCUAUGUUUGUAUAUUUAAUCAGGUCUCUGUCAAUGGGCAAGUAGUUUUAUCUUCUGCUACAGACUGCUGCAGUGAACGUCCUUGUAGAUGUAUCUUUGCUUACUACUGCAAGUACUUCUGCAGUAUGAAUUCCUAGAAGUGUUAUGGUUGAGUCAAGCGCGUGUGCAUGUUUUGCCAAAUCGCCCUCCAAAUGGUUGAACCUGGUGCCCUUUAGAGAAGGGGGCGGGGGUGGAAAAAACUUUGGGCCUCCGAGCAGCAGGUGGCGCUCUGAGCGCCUCUCCGCCGAAGCGGCAAGGCGACGCCGACCGACUUCCGGUGGCGGCGUUGGCGCAGGCGCAGUACAGCCGACGCUGGAGGCCGAGAGAGUGGAGGGGCGCGAUGCCGUAUGCCAACCAGCCUACCGUGCGGAUCACGGAGCUCACCGACGAGAAUGUCAAGUUCAUCAUCGAGAAUACGGACCUGGCGGUGGCAAAUUCUAUCCGGAGGGUCUUCAUCGCUGAGGUGCCCAUAAUAGCAAUUGACUGGGUUCAGAUUGAUGCCAAUUCCUCAGUCCUUCACGAUGAGUUCAUUGCUCACAGGCUUGGAUUAAUUCCCCUCACGAGUGACGACAUUGUGGACAAGCUGCAGUACUCCCGGGACUGUACGUGUGAAGAGUUCUGCCCCGAGUGCUCGGUGGAGUUCACCCUCGACGUGCGGUGCAACGAAGACCAGACGCGUCACGUCACGUCUCGAGACCUCAUCUCCAACAGCCCCCGGGUCAUUCCGGUGACAUCCCGGAGCCGAGAUAAUGACCCCAACGACUACGUGGAGCAGGAUGACAUUCUCAUCGUCAAGCUGAGAAAGGGCCAGGAGCUGAGGCUUCGAGCCUACGCCAAAAAGGGCUUUGGCAAGGAACACGCCAAGUGGAACCCGACUGCAGGCGUGGCUUUUGAAUACGAUCCCGACAAUGCCCUGAGGCACACGGUGUACCCCAAGCCGGAGGAGUGGCCAAAGAGUGAGUACUCAGAGCUGGACGAGGAUGAGUCGCAGGCGCCCUACGACCCCAACGGCAAGCCGGAGAGGUUUUACUACAACGUGGAGUCCUGUGGCUCUCUGCGCCCUGAAACCAUUGUCCUGUCAGCCCUGUCUGGAUUAAAGAAGAAGCUGAGUGAUUUACAGACCCAGUUAAGCCACGAGAUCCAGAGUGACGUCCUGACCAUAAACUAGCUGCAGCUCACCUGUUUCAGCAGAACAGCAGUUGAAUUUUAGGUCUCUCCUGAGACUCCAGAUCUUGGCUCCUGGGGACUGGACAGCUGUUGCUCAAGCUUCCUGGCAAGUCUUCAGUACCAAUUAGAAAGGUAGCAGCGGGGAAGGGUAGGUCCAUCCCAGCCUUGCGCAGUCACAGAUUACCAGGGCCAGCACUGCUGUUGGAGGCAGGACGGUCCCUUCCCAGACAUUUAGCGUCCCCGGCCCUGCCUGCUGAUGGGCAGUAGUGCUGCCCGGAACAUCCCUUCUGCCCUGUAUUCAGUGUGCCUCAGGGGGCCAUGGCAUUCCCCUGUUGAGAACCACUGAGCUGAACUCUCAUCUUCUGGGUAUUUCAGUUCUUUACUUCAAAUCCUUUCUGUUCACAAGUUGGAAUGUUCACUGUUGCACCUUAGGCUUCUGUGUUAGCGCUGAAUCUAGGACCCUACUCAGGCUCCUGCCAGCCCUUCCAGUCCCUGCCCCGGCCAGUCUAUUGGUUCUUCACUCAAAUUCCCAAGUGUCCCUAAUUUGAGAAUCCUGUGAGAGUAGUGUUAGGCCCAGGCUAUCCCCCUCUUCCCGCCAGUAAGCCUUGUAUUUUGUUCUCUACCCAUGAGUUUUGAACAUCACCAACAAUGGCCAGGCUAUUUAAUUUGUGGGGGAGGGCAAGGGCCUUCAUGGAGGUCUGGCCUUGACCACUUAGCCCUAUAGGUAGGAACAUACCCAAAGCAGUUCAUUAGGCAGCCAGGCAGGAGAAGCCUGGAGAAAACCAGAGAUCUAGUACAAAAAGGAAGGGUUAUUUAUUAACAGUAGUUGUCUUUUAAAGUUUUUAUUUUUGGCAAUAAAGAGCAAAACGUACGUAA
Messenger RNA from Orcinus orca (killer whale), 3798 nucleotides. It is a transcript of the gene POLR2C, whose product is annotated as RNA polymerase II subunit C. Gene Ontology annotation, cellular component: RNA polymerase II, core complex. NCBI's taxonomy places the organism in Eukaryota, Metazoa, Chordata, Mammalia, Artiodactyla, Delphinidae. Gene Ontology annotation, biological process: DNA-templated transcription. Gene Ontology annotation, molecular function: DNA binding; protein dimerization activity; DNA-directed RNA polymerase activity. The record is from RefSeq and is a predicted model, not a curated record. The transcript is spliced from 9 exons. Bases 2096 to 2923 code for a protein of 275 amino acids.